CUUAUCGAACACAAAUAUCGUCAAAACAAUCAUGUCUAAUCGUCCCCUGGGUCCAGUUGUCACAUUGCCUCCGGCCAAACUACCCUCUGAGGAUACCCUCACCGGCCGCACGGUUGCUCUGACCAAACUAAACGCAGAUUACGCCGCUCAGCUAUUCCCUCUAGUCGGAGGUGACGAUGAAAACAAAACCGCCCUCUGGGACUACAUGCCCGAUGGCCCAUUCAGCGAUUUGGAGACUUUCCAAGAAGCCAUCGCGGCCAAAUCGCGGUCUUUGGAUCCGUUCUAUUUCGCCGUCAUAGACCUCCGCCAGGAAGACCAGAAUCCCACGGCGGGGCAUGCUGUGGGCUACCUCUCGUUAAUGAACAUCGUCCCUCAGCACCUCAGCAUCGAGAUUGGGAAUGUGCUGUUCUCUCCGACAUUGCAGCGGACGACAGUUGCUACCGAGGCGUUCUACCUGCUUCUCAAAUAUGCAAUUGAAGAUCUGGGGUUCCGCCGAGUCGAGUGGAAGUGUAAUGCGCUGAAUGCGCCUUCCAGACGGGCUGCGCUGAGAUUGGGGUUUACCUUUGAGGGGGUCUUCAGGCAGCAUAUGGUGAUCAAAGGGAGGAAUAGAGAUACGGCAUGGUUCUCGAUGUUGCGUGAUGAGUGGGAGGGGGAGUGGCUGCAGGAGAGCAACUUUGAUGAAAGUGGUAGGCAGAAGAAGAGUCUUGAACAGCUGCGGACGGGAAGACAAUCAUAACUCAGACCAAGAGGUGGUUUUUUGCGCUUUUCUUCCUUGUGGGCUCUUCUUAUGGAGGCUGUGCUCCAAACUAGACUGGAUAGAGUGGUCUCUUUCGCAAAAAUGUCCGGUCGCAUAUACGUCUGGUUGUUCUAUUUGUGGAUCCUCAUUUCCAUGAUAUUUUCAAGAAUCUUAGAAAAACAUCUGUG
Messenger RNA from Aspergillus novofumigatus IBT 16806, 924 nucleotides. RefSeq names its product GNAT family N-acetyltransferase. NCBI's taxonomy places the organism in Eukaryota, Fungi, Ascomycota, Eurotiomycetes, Eurotiales, Aspergillaceae. The transcript is spliced from 2 exons. The record is from RefSeq and is a predicted model, not a curated record. Gene Ontology annotation, molecular function: protein-N-terminal-alanine acetyltransferase activity; protein N-terminal-serine acetyltransferase activity. Bases 32 to 736 code for a protein of 234 amino acids.